GUGUGGCGUGUGCUUGUACCUGGAGUGAUAUCUGCAACUUGACAGAGAGAUAGGAGAUAGCAACACAGGGGUGUGGACUGGAGUUCAAUAUGGCCGCUAUCACUGGGUCAUCACAUCGACAUAGGAUGGAGCGAGUCUUCUUGUCCCUGUGGAUGGUGUUGUUUCUGACGCUGACGUCGUCCCUGACCCCGGACCCCAGCGUGUGCACUCCGUCUGACGGCAGCAACCCAGGGCCGACGCCAAAGUUGCCCGACCAGUUCAGUGCCCGGGUGGAGUGCAACAUCCUCAACAAAAACUCCACGACGGACGUGGAGGAAUGGUACGACCAGGUCGGCAACAGGGGGGCCGCCCAGCAGUAUCAGUUUGGCAUCAAGGCCGACGUCAUCUACGACUACACGACUCAAGAAUACAUCAUGGUGGUGGAGGCCAUCGAUGGCACGAUCGCAGGGUGUGUUGUCCAGCCUCUCUCACAGACCAGCAACGAGUACCUGUUCGGGGUGACGAAAAGUCCGAAUGGGUCUGAGAGCAUUUAUUCGGUUGGAGGGGCGAUGAGGUUCGGGAGGACUCUGAAAGAAACGUAUUUGGGUGCAGACUGGCUGAGAGCUAAGAACUCGUGGAACACGGCUAUAGCCGUGAACCAGGUACCCGUCCGCUGUGAGAUCCAGGGCAAGAAGACGGUGACCGGCUCGCACAGCUAUCUCUUCCACCACAUCUAUGAAUUCACAGACUUUCAGACCAGUGUCUCGGAUGACAAGUUCGAGAUCCCUAAAGGAGCAUACUGCCCAAACCGCAAGAAUACAAAACCGUUGCCUACUUUGAACGAUUUCUUCCACUAUUACUCCGAGAUAGUCAUCCCCGAGGAGAAGACAAUAGGCUUUAUCAAGGAGAGUUACGACUACACUAUCAACCUUGUGAGCUACCAGUACUAUCCCCCGGCCCACUCCCCAUACGGCACCGACGUCUUAGUAGAGGUGCACGACUACAACACAGGUGUAGCAUAUAUAUCAGAUCCUAUGUUGGGCAACUGUUCUGCGAGACCUAUAGAGGCUACGAGUUUGGACGCACGCGUCAUAAACGGCAACAACGUCCGCAUCAGAACAUCGCAGGAAUUCUUCAACUUCAACAAUGCAAGCUACCACUAUGUCGGAGAGCGGACAGUGCGGGACAUCAAGUGUGACGUGUGGACAGCCCUGCGACAUGACUGGCCGGCUGGGGUCACCGGGGUCAACUCCACGUUUGAGUGGUAUUUUGCAAAGCCCGAGGUGACGGAGGAGAUCGGCUACAGUAACGGGGAGUCCAGGGUGCCCGUCAUGCUGGAGGUGACCGUCACUAUGACUCAACAGAACGCCCACUUCGUGUACAACUUCUACGACUACGACGAAGACCAGCCAAUGAUUUGGAACUUCGACAUCAGCCCUUGCUUCAACUACCUCCACAGGAAGACCUUCAAGUUCGCUCUGCCAGGCAGCUUCCGUGAGGUCGUGAAAGUGGAUGAGGAUUUGUUCAAGUACUACCUUUUAAUGCAGGCACAGGCUGUUACAAACGUCACACCUCUUAGGAUCAAUAACAUCAAGAUUGACUACACUCAAGCCGACCUCAUCGUGUCCUUCACCUUGCUAGACGUACCCCCUGUUUCCGGUGACGUCACAAGCCAUGUCAUGGAAGUACCUCUUGCGACUGCAGUUUCAAAACUGACAACCGCCAUCAACCAGGGAAAAUUCACAAUUCGGAUUACUCUCCAAGUUUAAAUAAGCCGUCGGUGAUGACAGCCAAGGCCUACUCGUCUUCCAGCGGGGACGUGACCGUCAACGAGAACACAGCCACACCCGGCACGGGCUACAGUGCAGGGGUGAUGGGCGGCACGGCAGUCGGCCUCAUCCUGGUCUCCUUCAUCAUCGGGUUCGUCAUUCUCUACAUAGUUUACCGUGUGCGAGGGGAGCGUUCCAGCCCAAGAAAUUCGACGAUCAUUUACCGGUUAUUACAUAACUGAUUAAAAACACAGCCCAUCAAUGUUUGUUUUUUAUAUUUACACAUCAUACGGUCUUUCAGAAAUGGAAUGAUGUAUUACAAAACGAGUAUUACCACAACAGCCCUGAAAACCAUGUAUGUUGUAAAACGUAAUAUAAGGUAUCUGGCUAGCCAUUCUCGAAACGUUCGUAGCCCUACGAACUUCUAAAGCCCAUUCUUAACACAUUGGCUACGAUCAAAGUAAAGAAUUCGUAGGGCUCCGAACGUUUCGAGAAUAAGGACCCUGUUCUGUACAUACAUGUAUAUCCGACUCAAUCCGCGUUUGUUAAAUCCGCAGUAUCUGGGUGUACUAUAUAAUGAAAUUAGAAACUGCCAGGAUCACCCUUCAUGUAAAUUACCGCUCUUUAAGUAAUAUGGUGUUACCAAAGAACGACUUUUCUCUGAAUGUAUAUUGUUUCAACUGAUAUUAUUAUUUUAUAUAAAAAAAAUGGAUAAGUU
Haliotis rubra (blacklip abalone) is the source of this 2466-nucleotide messenger RNA. RefSeq lists its product as uncharacterized. Bases 90 to 1748 code for a protein of 552 amino acids. The transcript has 16 exons. NCBI's taxonomy places the organism in Eukaryota, Metazoa, Mollusca, Gastropoda, Lepetellida, Haliotidae. The record is from RefSeq and is a predicted model, not a curated record.